ACCACCCGAAGUUACCCAUCACUAAGCAUCAUGAGAGCCUUCGUAGCGUGCAUAGCCCUUGCGUUGGUGGCGUGCGCCAGCGCCGAGCCCCCAUCCGGUUACAGCUACAACCGCCCGUCAGGCGGCGGCGGCGGCGGUGGGUACAGCAGUGGCGGCGGCGGUGGAUACAGCGGCGGCGGCGGUGGAUACAGCGGCGGCGGUGGCGGAUACAGCGGCGGCGGUGGCGGUGGCUACAGCGGAGGCCUGAGCGGCGGCGGUGGCGGCUACCGUGCUGUGUCCUCAGGACACCAAACCUCCGAAGGCCAGAAUGUCGAUCCCCAGCUCCUUGAACAAGUCCGCCAGAUCCUUCUCAAAGAAGAAUCCCAAUCUUCAUCUGGAUCUGGCUUCGGAGGUGGCUACAGCGGCGGUGCUCCAUCCUCUUCUUAUGGCGCUCCAUCCUCCUCCUACGGUGCUCCCUCCUCCUCCUACGGCCCUCCCUCUGGUGGCCGUGUUGUCGGCAUCAACCUAGAAGAUGUCCGCCAAGCUAUCCAGGUCGCCCAGUUCGAGCAGUCCGGUGGCUCUUCUGGCGGCUACCCCUCUGGCCCCUCUUCCUCAUAUGGUGCGCCCGCGCGCACUCCCUCCGGUAGCUACGGCGCCCCCUUCUAAACUAAUUUUCCAACCAAAUAGCUUCCGAACCAAAUUACUGCACCGUUCGGAUGAUCGAAAUAAUUCGGGCGCGCUCGUAACAUCCCCGGGUGGGCUCGAAUGUAUAUACAAAUUGGUCGGCAGCCACGUACAAUGUAGGUGAUGCCGAUCACCCGGCCGUUGUCUCGCCGCCUCUAUCGGUCAACGCUUGCGACUGUGCACGCACACGGGUUGCGAAGCGCGGCGGCCAGUCAGGCGUCAAUGGUCAUGGCAAACUCGCCCCGAUCCCGCCACUACCAAUCAGUGUAGUGCUCCUCGAGGCGAGUUUGCCAGUCCACAAAGGACGAAGUGGCUCGCCGCUGCGCUCAAAACUUGUAUUGUAUAAAGUUUAUCGUUAAGAUUAGCUUAAUUUUUUAUUAUAAGUAUGUUUUAUUUACAAAAAAUAAAUACAUUUUGUCAC
Hyposmocoma kahamanoa is the source of this 1084-nucleotide messenger RNA. RefSeq names its product loricrin (gene CPG20). Bases 31 to 645 code for a protein of 204 amino acids. The record is from RefSeq and is a predicted model, not a curated record. NCBI's taxonomy places the organism in Eukaryota, Metazoa, Arthropoda, Insecta, Lepidoptera, Cosmopterigidae. The transcript is spliced from 2 exons.